Molecule: messenger RNA, 733 nt
Organism: Chenopodium quinoa (quinoa)
Lineage: Eukaryota; Viridiplantae; Streptophyta; Magnoliopsida; Caryophyllales; Amaranthaceae
Exons: 3
Coding region: 91-432 (113 amino acids)
Source: RefSeq, a predicted model, not a curated record
CGCCAAUUAAACUUCUUCAAUUUCAAGUAAGCAAAAUUGCGGUGACCUUUAAAUUCUGGGCUUCAGCUUUAGUUGCGAAGAAGAAGCGAAAUGAUUUCAAUAUGGCGGCAAAUCUCUAGAACUUUCACUUCUCCAUCACCUGCCUCAAUUCCAGCUUUCGUUCCUCCAUCCUAUAGAUUCUUCUCCACUUCGUCUCCAUAUGUAGUGAAGGUCGGAAUACCGGAGUUUUUGAAUGGGAUAGGGAAAGGAGUAGAGGCUCAUGUUGGGAAGCUUGAGUCUGAGUUUGGUGACCUUCAAAAGUUGCUUGUCGUUCGCACUCUUAAGCUCAAGAAGCUCGAAAUUCCAUGUAAACAUAGGAAGCUGAUACUGAAGUAUGCCCACAAAUACAGAGUAGGACUUUGGAGGCCACGAUCUGACAUGGUGAAAGUUUAGGUCCUCUCUAAUUAGCAGUGUUCCUAAUUGAUGCUGAAAAAUUCAAGGUUGCUUUUCAUCUGUCUGAAUCAAAAUUGUACCUGGUUGUCGACGAGAGUUGGCACUUGACAUUAUUGCCAUUAAUCUCGACCUUUGUUCCGAAUUAUUUGGAUUGGGUUUUUGCUUUCAAUAGAAAAUUUUGAUGAUUGAUGAUUAUCAGUGUUUUUGAAAUAAUGCUAAACAUUCCCUACCGUUGUGCACUGUGGUGAAUUAUACUCCGUACUAUGUUUAUCGGAAUAAGUAUACCAAGAUAUUAGUUCUA